Molecule: messenger RNA, 1623 nt
Organism: Anguilla rostrata (American eel)
Lineage: Eukaryota; Metazoa; Chordata; Actinopteri; Anguilliformes; Anguillidae
Product: UBA-like domain-containing protein 1
Exons: 3
Coding region: 356-796 (146 amino acids)
Molecular function (GO): protein binding
Source: RefSeq, a predicted model, not a curated record
GUUCCUAUAUUUCACUGGGCGCCUACACAUCCUUCUGUAUGCCCCCGCCACUCCCUCUGUCUGCCGUCAGCUGUCAGUCAGGAGAUUGCUAAGGGCAGUGGGGCAGAAACAGUAAAUAUUUGGUGUGCAAGCAGUAGUGGAUAGUGGAUAACUGAGGGAGAAGGGAGUGACGGAGAAAAGAAGAAAAACCUAAUGGAGAAAGAUUAAGUGAGUGAGGGAGUGAGUUGUGUUUACGUUUCUGUGCGUGUUUACGCGCAGUAAAAACGGCGCACGAGAGUGAAAUACUAUUGGCUUUAAGUGCGGAUUUCCAAGUUUAGCACCAAAAAAAGCUUGGGAAAACAACACUGCGGCGAACAUGGAUGAACUGAGGCACCAAUUAAUGAUAAGCCAGUUCGUUCUGGCCGCUGGUUGCGCUGGAGACCAGGCAAAGCAGCUUCUACAGGCGGCACACUGGCAGUUUGAGACUGCGCUCAGUUCAUUUUUCCAGGAAACCAGUAUCCCGUACAGUCACCACCAUCAAAUGAUGUGCACUCCAUCCAACACGCCAGCGACACCCCCAAACUUCCCCGAUGCCCUCGCCAUGUUCUCCCGCCUCAAGGCCUCAGAGAAUUUCCACGGCAACAGCCCCGUGGCCCCGCCGGCCACCUCACCUCCCCCUCAGGACAGCUGGGCCCUGGGCCCUCUUACCCCUCAACACCCCCCUCUGUCACAGGCGCCCCCUCCUGGCUGGCCUGCUGCCGCCGCCCAGCAGGCCUCUGAAGAGCAGGCAGGCGUUGCCAUGGAGGCGGAGAGAUGAGGUGUCUAUGGCGACAACUGGACCAAGCACUGAUGGACAUGGUUGGGGGGGCAGGGUGAAGAGCAACAGACUGAAACAUAAUGCAAAAUGCAGCACUCAAAGAUGCCAGUGCACUGAAGUACAAAUUGAUAAGAAAAUAUUGAUAUCCCUAAUUUAAAAUUAUUUUAAAAUAAGGCAUGUUUAACAUAAGAGGCAAGAUGGAGACACUUCCCCACCUACCAGCCAAUGAAAAGCCACUUCCUUCAGCAGUCACCUGACUUUUAUGAGUCAGUCUGGGCAGACCAUAGACCAUGCUGAAUCAAACAGGUUCUAUCAUUUCCUGCACAGGUUCAAAGUUCAAUAGCCAUUCAAUUUCCUGAAAGGAGCAAGGGUUAGUAAUUUAUAUUUCUUUAUGGGUUUUCAUUUCAAAGGUUUUUUGUGCAUUACACAUGCCAACAUUUUAGGUGAAGGUUUGAAUAAGGUUCCUCACAUUCAUGCUGAGGUCGCCUGGGCCUCAACAGGAAGUGCUCAACAGGAAGUUCUGGACUGACAGCACCCCAGUGUGCAAUUAAAGAAAUAAUAAGGCGUGUAAAACUCAAUAUGGGAAAUAACAAUCAACAGGGUCAUCUUUUUGUUGUUACAGUAGAGAGCGGGUUUUGUUUUGAUGACUGCAUUGUUUUGGAAAUGUUUCUCUCCUUAUCCCAGCUCCAGAGGGUUCUGUUAUGGUUCUUUUUAUCAGUUGAUUCUUUUCCUUCCUUUAUAAAUAUUGAUACUAUUUCCACAAUAUUUGUGGAUUAAGUGAUUAUUAUUGUAUUGUUUUGUGUUUUAAUAAAAUACUGGAAAUCUGA